AUGAGCGAGACAAAGAGAUUGAACGGCAAAGUCGCCAUUGUCACAGGGGCUUCCUCUGGCAUCGGUCGAGCUAUUUCCGUAGCGUACGCACGAGAAGGGGCUCGUAUUGUUUGCGUUGACCUCAAUCAAACCGCACGUGCUCUUGUAGCGGGCGAAGUCGCAGUCAGCACGGACGAGCUGAUCCGAAGAAGUGGAGGAGAGGCGAUUUUCGUCAAGACGGAUGUCAGCAAAGCUUCAGAUGUUGAGAAUAUGAUCUCAAAAGCUGUCGCGGAGUUUCAGAGGGUGGAUAUCCUGGUCAAUAACGCUGGCGUAUCGCUAGAGGCCGGACGAGCGCCGGCCAAAAUUCACGAAACGUCAGAACAGACUUGGGAUAUCACCUUGGCGGUCAAUUCAAAAUCUGUCUUCUUGUGUUCCAAAUAUGCGAUCACGCAGAUGCUGAAACAGGAGCUUCAUCCUUCUGGUGACAGAGGCUGGAUAAUCAACAUAUCGUCUAUCUUUGGACUUGUUGGUGGCCGCCACAACUCGUCAUAUGCCGCCUCCAAGGGAAGUGUCUCGAUCCUGACGAAACAGGUUGCGAUCGACUACGCUGACCAGAUGAUACAUUGCAACGCAAUCUGCCCUGGCUAUACCGAAACAGCUAUUUUCGCAGAAACAACAACCUAUUUGGACGACAUCAACGCCAUUCGAGCGCGGCACCCAUUACGUGGGAUCGGCCGUCCUACAGAUGUGGCUAGUGCUGCCGUCUUCCUUGCCAGUAACGAGGCUGGGUGGAUUACAGGCGUAGGUUUACCAGUGGACGGAGGAUUCACUGCACAGUAA
This is a messenger RNA of Exophiala aquamarina CBS 119918, 819 nucleotides long. RefSeq lists its product as uncharacterized. The transcript is spliced from 4 exons. NCBI's taxonomy places the organism in Eukaryota, Fungi, Ascomycota, Eurotiomycetes, Chaetothyriales, Herpotrichiellaceae. Gene Ontology annotation, molecular function: oxidoreductase activity, acting on the CH-OH group of donors, NAD or NADP as acceptor. The record is from RefSeq and is a predicted model, not a curated record. The coding region runs from base 1 to 819 and encodes 272 amino acids.